AUGACGAAAGUGAAAGGCCAGUUGUCCAGAAAAAGACUCAAAACCCUGCCGAUAAUGCGACUCUUACCAAAGGGCGUUCCCUAUACUCUGCAGUAUCCAGAUGGUGGUAUGGCAAGACAACAGAAAAACCGGCUGUUAAUGUACGUUUACCUCAAUCAAACUGGAAAUAAAUCAAAUAUUUCGGAAAUUGAUGAAUUUGAUGUCGCCAAUAAAACAUUUCUCAUUCGCCAUGAUGGAAUGCCAAGUACUGGAGAUGCAUUUCUUCCUGAAGAAGAUAACAACGGAAGUAAUGGAACUGCAAUUAAAAAAAGAAUCACUUAUAAAUACGUUUACCUCAAUCAAACGGGAACUAAGUCAAAUAUUUCGGAAACUGAUGGAACCAUCGAUGAUGGAGGCCAUAGCACUGCAGAGGUCAAUGCCACCAUGCAAUUGAACUUCAGCGAAAUCCAAGGAACUCGAGAUGAAUUCACCCCUGAAGAUUCUGGGCAAAAUAAGGUUUUGAACAAAACGAUUCCCACGAACCACAUCCAACUAAACGGUACAAGAGAUGCGGUCGUAUCCGAUGACAAAGUUGUCACAAAUAUGACAAGUUUACUUCUUAGCUAUGAUGGGUUACAAGGCACUGGAGACGAGUUUGUUAUGGAUGCUGAAGGCAAUAAAGUUUCUAAUAGAAAAAAUGUUGUGAAGAAUUCUGUGAAAAAUACUGAAAUCAAUUCAACCACAAUUGUUCUCAAUAACGUUAGCCGAAACACAACUUCAACAGUCAUGAGUACGGCAGUUUUACUCCGUCACGAUGGACUUCAAGGCACUGGAGAUGAAUUCGUACCGGAAGAUGCGGAACGCAAAGUUAUCUCAGAUACAACAACUGCCGCUGUCAACACGAGUAAAAUUAAGGACAACAGAAAUGCCACGUCUGCAAUCGCAAACGAGACAAUUUCCACAAACAACACUACAGUUAUUAAAUCAACUGUAAUCAGCUACGGCGCCUUGGAAGGUGGUGGCGACACAUUCUCACCGGAUAACUCAGACAAUAAUAAUAAAGUUGUGAACAAAACAAUUAUAAAUUCCAACAUUUUAGUCCAUUCUUCUACAAGUUUGAAUGAAAUUGACUCGUCUAAACACAACCGUAAUGAUGCACACAAUUUAGAAGAAACUCUUAUACUAAACUAUGAUGAUCAAAACGUUGAAGACAUUUUAGGAGGCGAUUUUCAUAAAAACGACUCCACUUGGAUAGAAAAAAAUGUUGGUAGUAAAAAAACAAGCCACAAAAAAUCAUCGCAUGAUCUAAAACCCCAGAUGAAUUCAUUGGAUAUAACUGAAAUGCAGGACGCUAAUGACGAAAUGCUUGAAACACACUUCACAAAUAGUUCAGUUUAUAAACACAAUUUCAAUUUUACAACUAACUUGAACCAUUCGAUAGCAAGACGUGUGCAAGAACAAGAACAAAAUGAACUAAUCCGAACUACUGGUUCCCAUAGCCAAUCAGGCAACGAGGACAACUCGGAAGAAAUGUUUUUGUCAAAUCAGGUAAACCAUGAAGUAUCAACGAUGGAUGACGAAUUUGCAGCCAGCAACGAAAUUGAUCGCACUUCCAUGAAUAUUGAAAGCCUUGAAGUAAUACAAUCAAAAUUUACUAGCAGCCACAAUUCAACAAAAACUGAAAUAAAAAAUGUCAAAAUAAUUUCGUCUGACAAGAAAAAUAGUAAGCAAAUACAUAAAGAGCGGAAAAAUAACCAAACAAAGAAGAGUUUAAAAAAGACUCAAUCCUCCAAGAAAUCUACCAGCAAAAGUAAACUAAACAAGCCACAAGAUAAGGUAGCAUCGCAACAAAAAUAUAAAGGGAAAGGUAUUGUUCCCAAGAUUGAUGCAAGUUUAAGCACGAAACAGAUUUCCAAAUCAAAGAUGAAUCACACCACAGAAACAAAUGAGACUGAUUUGAAUGCCAUCGAUGAGAAUUUUAGGCUUAAUAAAACCAAUGCUAUGAACACAGUGAUAAAUUCAACGCUGCCUAAAAGCAAGUCAAAACCUCGGAGAAAGUGUCGAAAGCGUAAAAAGAUUUCCACGACUACUUCAGCUCCUGUAAAAAGAUGA
Folsomia candida is the source of this 2091-nucleotide messenger RNA. Its product is annotated as phosphatidylinositol 3-kinase 3-like. NCBI's taxonomy places the organism in Eukaryota, Metazoa, Arthropoda, Collembola, Entomobryomorpha, Isotomidae. The record is from RefSeq and is a predicted model, not a curated record. The transcript has 2 exons. The coding region runs from base 1 to 2091 and encodes 696 amino acids.